Messenger RNA from Camellia sinensis, 1696 nucleotides. Its product is annotated as putative adenylate kinase 6, chloroplastic. The record is from RefSeq and is a predicted model, not a curated record. Gene Ontology annotation, molecular function: AMP kinase activity; ATP binding. Gene Ontology annotation, biological process: nucleobase-containing compound metabolic process. Lineage: Eukaryota; Viridiplantae; Streptophyta; Magnoliopsida; Ericales; Theaceae.
AAAAUUAAUGACCUCUCAUCAAUGAAGCUUGCUGUACGCGACCGAACAUGAAAAAAAUGUGGUCGGCAGGUUUACACCAGAAUCGUAUACUUGCUUUUCACAAGCUAGCAACCCCGCAUGCUCUACACACGUCGUGCUGGCUUUAAUUCAAUUCAAGAGACGUCAAACCUUUUUGCUCUCUCUCUCUCUAGAAAUCCGAGCUUUGAUCUGUUCAUCCAUGGCUGUCCUGAACCGUCUUCUGAGAAGCUUGACCUUGUCACUCACACUCCGGAGGAGCUUAUCAUCUUCAUCUUUGAAUUCGGGAAUAGGCCUCGGAGGAGCACCACCACCGCCGCCGCCGCCGUCUUCUCUGAAUUUAAGUCUGGGUGGAGGAGGAGGAGGAGGAGACACAACAAACACAAAGAACAGGAAUGUGCAGUGGGUGUUUCUUGGUUGCCCAGGCGUCGGCAAAGGUACCUACGCCGGUCGCCUCUCUCACCUCCUCCGUGUCCCUCACAUCUCCACCGGCGAUCUUGUUCGCGAAGAGCUCUCCUCCCUCGGCCCCCAUUCCUCUCAGCUUGCAGAGAUUGUUAACCAAGGGAAAUUGGUUUCAGAUGAAAUUAUUAUAAAUUUGUUGUCCAAACGUCUUGAAGCCGAAGAAGCUAAAGGUCAAUCAGGAUUUAUUCUUGAUGGUUUCCCUCGAACUAUAAGACAGGCGGAAAUUUUAGAGGGAGUGAUGGACAUUGACCUGGUAGUCAAUUUGAAACUUCGGGAAGAAGCAUUGCUUGCAAAGUGCCUCGGAAGAAGGAUUUGCAGUGAGUGUGGAGGGAAUUAUAAUGUUGCCUGCAUUGACAUCAAGGGUGGAGAUGGAAGCCCUGAAUUGUACAUGGCACCGCUUCUUCCCCCACCUCAUUGUGCAUCAAAACUUAUCACCAGGUCUGAUGACACUGAAGAAGUUGUAAAGGAACGCCUCCGAGUAUACAAUGAAAUGAGCCGACCUGUGGAGGAAUUCUAUCGCAGUCGUGGGAAGUUGUUAGAGUUUGAUCUUCCAGGGGGAAUCCCAGAAUCCUGGCCAAAACUACUUCGAGCAUUGAAUCUGGAUAAUCACGAGUACACCACAUCUGCAGCAGCAUAGAUUCUUGCAGUGUAGAUAGUGUAUUAUUAUCAAGGUUUUUUCCUGAGAAGAUGGUUACAACUGUCUUUCACUUGUGCACAUCUGAAUAAUGCCAAGCAAUUUUUGAAGUUGAAAGUCUCUAGCAGUGCGAAGUUCCAAAUCGACUAUUGACUCUACUGUAUCAACUUUAUCCAUUCUUGUAUUGUACGUAGUUGGGAAAAAAGAAGAAGAAAAGAAAUAACCCCAUGGUCUAAACUCUGGUGUUUGUGUGGGGUAGAAAUUUGGAUACUAAUAAUUGAAACAUGAGUUUGUCACUAUUCGAUACUGACCAACCAUUUGAGGUAGAAGUUCUGGUGGCAGGGGAAGCUGGAAUUGAAGAUUUAUGAUUAUUUACUGUUAAUUAAGGUUAUUUAGGUCCUGUUUGGUAUUGUUUUCAAUUUUUGUUUUUGUUUUUCUUGUUUUUAGAAAUAAAAAUAAUAAGUUCAAAAAGCUGAUGUCAUUGUUGUUAUUAUUGUUAAUUUUUUUUUUUCUUUUUUGAGGGAGAUGUCAAGGUAUGUUACUACUAUCAAAAUAAAACAAAAUUAGUUGCUCCUAAUGUCAAAA